UAAACGCAUGCCGACCGUUCCGGACACGCGGCUGUGGUGGAACAAGGUCCAGCCCAGACUAAGGCCGCCGUGGCAUGACGGCUCACUCGGUCAUCCCUAAACAACAGAACGGGGAGGGGGCGCCCGACCGCGCGCGUGGGACCUAGCCUCCAGCCUUUGGAGAACAGAGCGACUGUCUCGGCUACAGACAUUCAGCCGCCCAGGAUACCGGGCGGGGAUUCGGAAGUCGCGACACAAGGGCAGCCCCUCUCACACCCGGGUGACCUAAGUUUACUGCCCCCCACCCCCACCGUCGUAAGGGCAGUUGCUUUUGCACGGGUUGAAAACUUAAGGACCAGUCCGAUUAGCUAGCAAAGUCCCGAAGUUACUUUUUCAGGACAGGACGAGUGAAAGUGUGACGGAUCUUCCUUUCCCACAUCCUUCGGAUCUUAGUGUGUGUGUGUGUGGGGGGGGGCACGACACUACUCCCCUUCCAGGACCCCUCGCUCUCCCACCUCUAGUAGCCCCAGCCCUCCCCUACCAGAUGGUCUGUCCUCAUUGAGUAUCCACCAGGGAGGUCCUCCCAGUCGGAGGCAGAAUUUCGUCUCCCACUAAGCUUGCCAUACCCCAAAGACCAUUUGUGAGAGCGAGUCCCUUUCAAAUGUCUCCCUGUAGAAAAACUGAAAGUAGAAAAGAAAGGAAGCAAUUUCCGAGCAGAUGUCUGACCACCCCUACUCGCAUACUCGCAGCAUCGGGUUACAGGGUCCUAGGAGCCCCAACCCCGUUCUGCGGCCCCACGUGGGUGAACCCCCGGUGCUUUCACGCCAGCUUCCGAACUCCCCCAGGUCGCCCCAUACCCUGCACGACCAGGCCCCUGGAGUCAGGGAGGGCAGCGAAGAACAAUAAUAUAGGUAUAAAUAUUGAGCCGUGACAUUGACGCGCCCGGCGCCUCCCCUCCCCCGCGCUCCGGGCACACUCUGGGCUGCUCGGCACGCCCCCUCUCGUCCCGCGCGGCGUUCAUCCCCGAGGGGCCCCAGCAACCUCUCCCUCGCGAAGACUGCACGAGCCCUGCUGUGGAAGAAAAGUAACUUGGUUUUUCUCCGAGAAACCCGGCCCGAUUAGGCAACCAGGGCGAGUAGACGGGAGGAGGAGAGGAGCUGGUGGAACCCGGUGGAAGUCUCCUGGGCAGUCUGAUCACACUUUCUCCUUGUCCUCCGGUCUCCUCCUCCUAGGUGCAGAGAUUGUGAGCAGACUAUGUAAUCGCUGCGGAGGGGGAAGAGGAGGGAUCGGCGCUCUCCUGCAGCGGCGGCGCGGCGACUCGGCUAGGCGGAGUUUCGCAGCGGCUGCGCCCGGCUUGCACCCGCGGGCGAGGUCGGUCCGUCUAGCCCGGCGGCCGCGAGUCCGACUCUGGGCGUCCCCGAGGCGUGUAAGGCAGCGAGUGCACACCCCGGUUCCACUGUGCCGCGCCGGCAGCCUGCAGCCAGCAUGGAGAAGGACAGCCUGAGUCGCGCCGAUCAGCAGUAUGAGUGCGUGGCGGAGAUCGGCGAAGGCGCCUACGGGAAGGUGUUCAAGGCCCGGGACCUGAAGAACGGCGGCCGCUUCGUGGCUCUGAAGCGCGUGCGAGUGCAGACCAGUGAGGAGGGCAUGCCGCUCUCCACCAUCCGCGAGGUGGCGGUGCUGAGGCACCUGGAGACCUUCGAGCACCCCAACGUGGUCAGGUUGUUUGAUGUGUGCACAGUGUCACGGACAGACAGAGAAACCAAGCUUACACUAGUGUUUGAGCAUGUUGAUCAAGACUUGACCACUUACUUGGAUAAAGUUCCAGAGCCUGGCGUACCCACAGAAACUAUAAAGGAUAUGAUGUUUCAGCUUCUCCAAGGUCUGGACUUUCUUCAUUCUCACAGAGUAGUGCAUCGCGAUCUGAAACCGCAGAACAUUCUGGUGACCAGCAGUGGACAGAUAAAGCUGGCUGACUUUGGCCUUGCCCGCAUCUAUAGUUUUCAGAUGGCCCUUACCUCAGUGGUCGUCACGCUGUGGUACCGAGCCCCAGAAGUCCUGCUCCAGUCCAGCUAUGCCACCCCUGUGGACCUCUGGAGUGUCGGUUGCAUCUUUGCAGAAAUGUUUCGCAGAAAGCCUCUUUUUCGUGGAAGUUCAGACGUGGAUCAACUAGGGAAAAUCUUGGAUGUCAUUGGACUCCCAGGAGAGGAAGACUGGCCUAGGGACGUGGCCCUUCCCCGGCAGGCUUUUCAUUCCAAAUCUGCCCAACCCAUCGAGAAGUUUGUGACAGAUAUUGACGAACUAGGCAAAGACCUACUUUUGAAAUGUCUGAUGUUUAAUCCAGCUAAAAGGAUAUCCGCCUACGGCGCCCUGAAUCACCCGUACUUCCAAGAUCUGGAGAGAUACAAGGACAACCUGCACUCUCACCAGCCAUCCAACCAGAGCACCUCGGAGCUGAACACAGCCUGAGGUUCCUCGGGGAUGCCCAUGAGCUCGUCGUCUGAACACAUUGGCGGCUGCGAGUCCCCUAAGCAAGCCUCUCAGAGCAGUCGAAGAUUGCUGGCUGCCAACCUUCUGGCUGCCAGCUUCUGGGUGGGCUCUGCCUUACCAAGGAAACCACCUAGUUUACUGUUCAGAGAUCAAUGCAAGAGUGAUUGCAGCUUUAUGUUCGUUUGUACACUUGUUUGUUUUAUCUGUUUGUUUCAAGAACCUGGAAAACUUCCAGAAGAAGAGAAGCUGCUGACCAAUUGUGCUGCCAUUUCGUUUUCUAACCUUGAAUGCUGCCAGUGUAGGGUGGGAAUCCAGGCCCAGCUGAGUUAUGAUGUAAUCCGCCUGCAGCUGCUGGGCCUGCUUUGGUACUUGUGAGUGUGUGUGCAUGCGUAUGUGUGUGUAAGAGAGAGGAGGAGGGGAGAGAAAGACCCCUGAUCUCGUCAAGUGUUUUUGUUUUUUGGGUUUUUUUUUUUUUUUUUGUAGAAAACAAGAAUAAUUGAAUUUUAAAGAGUAGAGGUGACUGAUAGUAAGAAGGGCUUGUUCAGUGAGAGGUGACUCACAAUGGAGUCUUGUCCAGUUAGCAACGUUGAACCUAAGUCCUCAGAUUUACCUUUCUGUCCAAAAGCUUUCGCUAGCAGUAAACAAUAAAGGUUUAGAUGCCACAAAAAAAUGGGGGGAACCCCAAUAUUUUUAAGAGACUUUUUAAGGCAUACAUCUUCUAUUUACUCUUUGGAAAGCUGAACUUAAUGUGUCCCAGGCCCUAUAUAUAGUAUAGUAUGUACUUAAUUGUUUCUUUGGGGAAAGAUGCUAUAAGUAUCUUAUUACUUGCAAUAGAUUUAAGGAGUGAGUGUACCUCAGAUAGGUUUUAAAGAUAGAGAGCACCUAUGUUUUCUGGUGUGAGAUGUUAUCAUUUCCUUCACGUCUCUUGAUACCUUGUUCUUUGUCUUAGGGAAUCACUUCCUGCUCUGACUAGAGGCGGGAAUACCAUCUAGCUGUCUCCACCUCCCACCAUGGCGCAUCUGCCUCGUGCUGCCUUGUGUAGUGCCAACCUCUCAACCACCAGCACUUCUAAUUCAUUUUCCUGCCACUGCCUGGCUAACGACAGAUGGCCCAGCUGCCCCAAUCCCACACGGAAGCUUGCACGCUUCUGUCUUUCACCGAAAGCUUUGGGCAUACGGCUCCCAUUCCGCAACCCUAACAGUAUCCCCUGUGCCUUCUUAGUACAGUCUUCCCCCUGCCGCAGCUGAGGUCACCUAGGCAGUGUAGCGUGCUUGUUCUGCGUGUGACCAGUAUAUAGACUACUACCGACUGUCACUUGGUGGUUCCUAUCUUUAAAGUGUAUGUUGUCAGUGUAUGUUGUCAGUGUAAUGUAAGUGUAUGUUGUCAGUGUAAUGUCUGAGGAAAUGUCUUUUCCUNUCUUCUAGAGAUAACUAUUGACUGUCUAAAGUGAUCUCUCUGUCUGUUCCGCAGGAUGUGUUUCUGGGUUUUUGUUUUUGUUUUGUUUUGUUUUCUGAGGCCUCAUGUCAGCCCUGCUUUCUGCAGAGCCAGCCUACCCUGGGCAUUAUAAACAACUGUACCUUACUGUUUUCUUUCAGUCCUUUAUAUUCUGUGCCACUUUGCCUUAUUAUCUGUGGCUUAGUGCUAAGCAGCACUACUCCAUAGAAGGUGUAGAAGAAUAGCUGAGUUUUGAAUCGUGUUUGAGCACAUUUAAGUAAAAGCUAGAUGGUGCUUCACUGUAGAGCUUUGAAAGACUGCCUGAUGUUUCGCACGGCAGUGUAACCUCCAGAUGGUGUUUGUAUGUUAUGGAGCCCUACUGUGUUUCUCGUAGCUGAACAAUGCAUGUGGUUAUUUGUUUGUUUGUUUGUUUUUUGGUUUUUCGGGACAGGGUUUCUCUGUGUAGCCCUGGCUGUCCUGGAACUCACUCUGUAGACCAGGCUGGCCUCGAACUCAGCAAUCCGCCUGCCCCUGCCUCCCGGGUGCUGGGACUAAAGGCGUGGCCGCCACGCCCGGCUGUGCAUGUGGUUAUUUGUAUGGAGAAGAAUUAGAUGUCUGUCCUGCAAGCUUUGGAGGUUGGGAAUCAUCUUCUUUUUUUUUUUUUAUUUUUAUUUUUAACAUUACAUUACAUUCUUCUGAUUCAGUAUCACAAGAAAAGAUUUUUCUUUUUUCAAAAACAAAACUUUAAGAAGCCAGAGGCUAGGCUGUGGAAAUGUUCUGCACUCGUCCUUAGAGCUCUGCUGCCAACACUGCCAGCCCUCGAGACAGAGUCAGCCUGGAACCUCUGGGACAAGGGCUACACGAGCUCUCACCUGGACAGCGAGUUCUGCCUUGUCAUUGAACAAGGUCCAAAAUACAGACAUGUUUGCUAGGGCCUAGAAAUCGACCAUAAAACUCACUGCAUUGAGACCUAAUCCAUUCUAUAUUAACAUCCAUGUGAUAAAGUGAAAAUAAUUUUGAGGGUUUUGCUUUCGAAAAAAAAAAAAAAGGAAGGAAGGAAGAAAAAGAAAAGAAAAAAGAAAAAGAAAGGGUUGUUUUCCUUAGAUUUGCUCAAGAAAAAUACAGCUAUCCUAAACUGGAACCUUCCCAUAUUCUUUAGAGUUUUAAGUAUAGAGUUUAACUUCACUUUUGUCUGCUAUCUUGGGCUUAUUUCUAAGUAGUUUUGGUGAGUGGGGUAGUGGGAGGUUAAUUUUGGGGUCUUUUUUUUUUGGCUUUGUGUGUGUGUGUGUCUGUGUGUGUUUAUGUGUGUGCUUAUGUGUUUGGCUUUUGGGUUUGGUUGGUUAGUUGUUUAGUUUGUUUGUUGUUGUUGUUGUUUAUUUUGCUUUUUCUAGACAGGGUUUCUCUGUAUAGCCCUGGCUGUCCUGGAACUUGCUCUGUAGACCAGGCUAGCCUCAAACUCAGAGAUCCACUUGCCUCUGUCUCGAGUGUGCUUGAACUAAAGGCAUGAGCUACCCCCUCAGCCCACUCCCAACUUUGAGUAAUAUUUUUAAAUCAUACACAUGUUGGUAUUAGAAACAUGGCAUAUUGUAGUAGAUGGUACAGAAAGUGCACUGCAGCCUUUCUGGACGUCAUAUGUCUGCCCCAGCUCUUCAUUCACAUAGGUGCUCUCUUGAUAUGUCUUUACAUCAGACUCACACCUCUGAAACCCAGUUUUCACACAAGAGACUUGCCGUUGGGGUCUUUAGUAGCCCAAGGAAACAUAGAGUAAACUGAAGAGCUUACUGUGUGCAGCUUAUCCUUAUAUGGCCUCAUCCAGUCACAGGUCUUUGUCAGAAUCUAACCAUUGAUUCACUGAGGAGACCCUACUGCCCUGUGGUUCCACUGAAGCAGCUUUUAGUGAGAAUAGGGCAAGAAUAUACCGAAUAGCUUCUGUUCAAGGUUUGGUUCCAGGGACUCUAACAUUUACAGGACUGGCUGGAGUUACAACAACCUCUUAAAGAGGGUGGGGCGGGUUCUCCAGUUAGACCCCCUAACCUCACAGGUGAGGAGUCCUAACCUGCCAGCCUUAGAAACACAAUUGCCGAGUACCUGAGAGCACCCAGUGGCCCGCUGCCUCCUACUCAGCCCCUCUUUAAAGAAGACAGAUGGUUAAGCCAUGGAGAAGCUGUUUGGGUAGUGCGGGGCCAUUUCUGCCCCCAGCUUGUCAUGAUUUUUCUCUCAGGACCCACUCUCUGACCAAUAGACUUGAAUUUAGCCCCAAGUGAUUUACUAAACUCAGCUCAGAAGCUCACUUAAAAAUAGGACCUCCACGUGGUCGUGCUAAGUAAAAAUGAAGACCCCAGGUUGCACAGGGUGCUGCUAUCUCAAAGACAAUACUUUCCUUUGAAUAGAAAGCUGUGCCGUCAACCCUGCAAUGGGGUGCUAGCCAACUUGUUUGAGAAAGUCAGGAGCAAGCAUUUUGAAUUUUAAAGAAUGUCCUGAACUUGUCUUAAGUAACCAUAGCUGCUUUAUUAAAAGCUGUGACUAUAAAGCCAGUCACAGCCAUCGUCACUAAAUCAUGUCAACCUUCAAACAUCACAGUUGUUUCAAUCUUCUGUCCAAAGAACUCCUCUUCUGGAGAAAACCUGAAUUUGGUUUUGGCUUUUUGUCUUGUCUUGUUUUGUUUUUCCUGAUAUGGGGUGUCUCUGUGAAGCCCUGGCUAUCCUGGACCAGGUUGGCCUCGAACUCAUGUAGAUCUGCCUGCUAGGACUAAAGACAUGCACCACCAUGACAGCUGACUAUUUUUUAUGAUGAGCACAGAAGUGGCUCACAUUUUCUUAAAGCACACUUUUGUCACAUAGUAGAGUCUAGGAAAGAAUAACAUUGAAAGUCCCCACCCCAGUGUGACACUUGUGUAAGCACAUAUGGAUAGCCAUCGGAAGAAUACAUGCUUGCUUGUAACAUGAAAUUAAAGACAUUGUAUAAUUUCUUAAUCUUUAAACAUUACAAAAAAGUGGCAACAGUAUGUUUAAGGUUAUUUUAAAUUUUACAUAAAUUCUUAACCAUAUUUGUUUGCCUUUAAGUAUACUCUAAGAAUUAUAAUUAAGUAUAAUUAUGUCAUCCCACACAUUCACCACUUAUGGACUAGGUAUGUCAAAAUACACAAAUUCUGUAUUCCUUGUUUCAUAGGAAGAAAGCAGCCAUCUGAAACUCUACUCACAUAUAUGCUCUAGGCAUAUAUAUACAUACAUAUAUAUGUAUAUAUAUGCCUAAGAAUAUCUAUAAAAAAUUAAAGUUUAAAAGGCCUUUGCCUCUCCUGCAGCUGAGAAUAGACAACUUAUAAGCCUUAUCCAAAAACCAUGAUAAAGGGGUCAUGUGCAUCCUUACAAAAACCCCUUAUCCUGUGCGUACUUAUAUCCAAGUACAUCCUAAGGAAGGUGUCCGUGCAUUCAUCCGCCACGGUGGGGAAGCUGCCUGGUGCACGGUGUGAGUCCUGGAAUGAUUAGUGAUGGUGGUCCCUCAAUGAGGACACCUUCGUCCCCACCAGUUUCCUUCCUAUGGACAGACUCAGUCCAGUUAUACAGGCCAGGAGGGGCUGGUGCCCACAGCCUCCUGCCUCUGCAAGGUAGGGUUGCGUAUCUCAAACAUCUCUAACUCAGUUUCAGCUUUGUUGUUCUUGUUUAAGGAAAUAAGCCAAUAAGCCAAAACUAUUUUUGUUGUUGUUCUCUUGUCUUCUGAAAGAGAAGGGAUGGAUUUUAAAUGUUUCUCUCAAUUUGAUCUUUCAAAUUUUUCUAAUGAAGUACCAAAUUGC
Mus caroli (Ryukyu mouse) is the source of this 7690-nucleotide messenger RNA. RefSeq names its product cyclin dependent kinase 6 (gene Cdk6). Gene Ontology annotation, molecular function: cyclin-dependent protein serine/threonine kinase activity; ATP binding; cyclin binding. Gene Ontology annotation, biological process: regulation of G2/M transition of mitotic cell cycle; cell dedifferentiation; signal transduction. Gene Ontology annotation, cellular component: cytoplasm; cyclin-dependent protein kinase holoenzyme complex; nucleus. Lineage: Eukaryota; Metazoa; Chordata; Mammalia; Rodentia; Muridae. The record is from RefSeq and is a predicted model, not a curated record.